AUGUUUUCAUAUUUAUCGUCCACAACAAUACUGCUUUGUAUCCUAAUAUCAUACAAUUCAGUACACGGUUGGGGUAGUGACGGUCAUGCUUUAGUUGCUUCGAUAGCUCAAACAUUUCUAACUGAUGAGUCAUCAACAUUCGUUCGUAAUCACUUGCCAUGGUAUACAUCCGGAAACAUCAGUAUGUUAUCGUCGUGGCCUGAUUUUAUACUCUAUCCGGAUACAAAUCCUGUUGAUUAUCUUAACUGGCAAUGGUCGAAGCAAUUGCACUUUGUUGAUACCAAAGAUUGGGCUUGCGUUUAUGAUCGAGAAGCAGAUUGCAAUUGGUCAAGUGGACAGCAAUGUGUGGAUGGUUCAAUUCAAAAUUACACGAAGCGAUUAGCAGAUUCCCAACAAGAUGAUGUACAACGUCAAGAAGCAUUGAAAUUUCUUGUUCAUUUCAUUGGAGAUGCACACCAACCAUUACAUGCCGGUUUUCAAGGAGAUCGAGGUGGUAAUAGCAUUCGAGGUCAUUUUUUCAGCAAACAGACGAAUCUUCAUUCACUUUGGGAUACAGUUAUGAUCGAACGUCGUAUAACACAAGAUUUUCAUUCUCAACCAGCGUUAUAUCUUGAAUAUUUACUUAAACAAAUGAAAACCCAAUAUGCACAAAAUAUAUCCGAUUGGACGAACUGUUCUUCAUCUGAUGAAUCACGUUAUCUUGCUUGUGCAACCUUAUGGAUUGCUGAAGAUGCCAAACUCAACUGUGAUCUCGUCUACCGAGAUGAAAACAAUCAACCAAUGAGCGUAUCAAAAGAAUUCGAGCUCGGUCAAACAUAUUACAAUACACGAAUGCCUAUUGUUGAACAACGAUUGAUUCAAGGUGGAGUGAGACUGGGAGCCGUUAUCAAUAAAAUUGUCCAAACGGUCGGGGUGAAUAACAAAUCAAAGAAAUUUAGUUUUGGAGCGACAGCACUUAUUGUUGCUAUCGUCAGUCAAAUUCUUCUACUUAUUUUAUUAUUAAACUAUCGUUUCAUAAGUAAGAAGGAAUCAACACCUAAACGAUCAUCUGCGAACCAACAACAGAGUAAAUCGUUUUCAACUGUUUAG
Molecule: messenger RNA, 1089 nt
Organism: Adineta ricciae
Lineage: Eukaryota; Metazoa; Rotifera; Eurotatoria; Adinetida; Adinetidae
Source: the annotation of a GenBank genome assembly